Messenger RNA from Gadus morhua (Atlantic cod), 1144 nucleotides. RefSeq names its product ferritin, heavy polypeptide 1a (gene fth1a). The record is from RefSeq and is a predicted model, not a curated record. Gene Ontology annotation, molecular function: ferric iron binding; ferrous iron binding. Gene Ontology annotation, biological process: iron ion transport; intracellular iron ion homeostasis. NCBI's taxonomy places the organism in Eukaryota, Metazoa, Chordata, Actinopteri, Gadiformes, Gadidae. The coding region runs from base 323 to 856 and encodes 177 amino acids. Gene Ontology annotation, cellular component: cytoplasm. The transcript is spliced from 5 exons.
GGCUAUACACCCGUCGAGCCUCGUCUUUUCAUAAUCAUUACGUCGACGGACAGUGAAGGUUACCUGCUUCAACAGUGCUUGAACGGCAACCUUUCAGCUGUCUUUCACCUACUUGGAUCAAUUUCUAAAAUCCGAUUUAUUUUAACUAAAUAUCCACUACACAGUCGCCAUUUUCGUUUAGAUUUCGUGUUAUUCGAGUAUCAUUAGCCUACAUCGCUAGCUGUUUAGCUAACAACGCUAACAGAAUAUCUGUCGACAAGACGAUCCAACAUCCAACUGAGUACUUACCUUCCACAUCCCGACACAAGAAACGAUAACGAAAAUGACUUCUGGAGUGAGACAGAAUUUCCAUCAGGACUGUGAGGCAGCCAUCAACAGGCAGAUCAACCUGGAGCUGUAUGCCUCCUACGUCUACCUGUCUAUGUCAUACUACUUUGACCGUGAUGACAUCGCACUCAACAACUUUGCCAAGUUCUUCCGCCAUCAGUCCCAUGAGGAGCGUGAGCAUGCCGAGAAACUGAUGAAAUUACAGAACGAGCGCGGAGGACGGAUCUUCCUACAAGACGUCAGGAAGCCAGAAAAGGAUGAGUGGGCGAGUGGUGUGGAGGCUCUUGAGUCUGCUUUGAAGCUGGAGAAAAGUGUGAACCAGUCACUGCUGGACUUGCACAAGGUGGCCGCUGAUCACACUGACCCGCAUUUGUGUGACUUCAUCGAGACCCACUUUCUCGAUGAGCAGGUGAAGUCCAUCAAGGAGCUUUCAGACUGGGUGACCAACCUGCGCCGCAUGGGGGCUCCCCAGAACGGCAUGGCAGAGUAUCUGUUCGACAAACACACCCUGGGCAAGGAGAGCGCUUAGACAUCUCCUGAUGUAUUCCAUACAUUUAUAAACAGUGUGUGGGAGGUACUGGCCCACCAGUCCAAGCUUUGAUAUUUUAGCUGUUGUGCUUCGUCGUAAGCCAUCAAUAUUGACUACAGAUCACUUAGUGGCCCUUCAUUGAAUAAUGUAGUUGGUCCAGGAACUGUGUCCUUAUGCUUGUCACCCUGAUCAGUCAACUGCCCCAAUCACCACCGUGUGUCUGCAAAGUUUUAUUCCAGCAGUUGAAAUGUACUCAAGCUUAAUAAAACGAACCCUCUGGAUUCUGAA